GACCAGGGACGCGCGCGUUUCAAAACAAGUGUUCCCUCGUAGGUGAUGAAGGAACUACUUGGUGAAGGAACCUGGUGUACGCUUUCAUAGGAGGAGAACCUUGUGACGCAGCGCCCUGAAUCCCUGCCUCACCACACGCCCUGCUGUCAUGUUCGUCCAGAAAUUUGAGGGAAGAGGAAAGUGGUGACACGCUGUAGAAGUAAAUGUGUCCCUCCCUUUUGCCAUACCAAUACGCCCCUACAACGACCCCGUCUCCCUGCGCCCCUACAACGACCCCCUCUCUCCACGCUCCUACAACGACCCCCUCACCCUACGCUCCUACAACGACCCUAUCUCCCCACGCCCUUACUGCACUCUAUCCUUCUCCCUUUAAGGACGAGAAGGAGGACUGAGGAUUUGCAAAAUCAUCAGGAUAUCAAGAGGUCAGCAACAUGGUGGUGUCAGGGAAGAAAAAGACGGAGAAGUCCUCGCUCCUGCCAGGGUGGAAGCCAGGGAGCACUACACCCACCGCUCCCCCCAUCACUACCUACGGCGGCAGAUCACUCAGUCCAGAGGGAAGUGACUCGCCCUCAGAAUCAUCUCUUGAACGUAGCGGCCAGCACGGGAGGGCGGAGAAUGGCCUUGGAGUCCUUCUUGCAUCCUUCUUCUUGGUGGCACAAGUUGCAGGACUCGGUGUGUUGGCGCUCCCUUGGGCCAUUGCUCAGACAGGAUGGGCGGGGGUGGGCGUGUUGGCUGUGUCCUGUAUAAUAGUAGCAUACGCUGCCUGCCGCCUGGGAGUGUGUUGGGUGAUCCUGGAGGAACGCUGGCCCGAAUAUCAAAGGGCGUGUCGUAAGCCCUACCCUGCCAUGGCGUUCAGAACUCUCGGGAUGUUUGGCUGGUACUUGGUGAACGUGAUCCAGUGUGUCACGUUGUUUGGUGUGUCUACGGUAACCAUCCUCCUGUCUGCUGAACUGGUGGAGUCCGUGUUACAGCCCCUCGUCCCGUCCCUCACCGUCUGUACUUGGGUCGUCGCCGUUGGGUGCGUCCUUGUUCCACUCUCCUGGCUGGGCAGCCCCAAAGAGUUCUGGCACGUGUCGGUGUUGGCUCUGGUCGCUACGGUUGCGGCGGUGUUGGUGGUGGUGGCGAAGGUGUUGUUGGAGACACCAGAGUACAAACCAACCCAUGCUACCCCGACCUUCUCCUCCUUCUUCCUGGGAUUCGGUACCAUUAUGUUCUCUUACGGUGGAGCGAUCACCUUCCCUACCAUCCAGAACGAUAUGGCUGAUAGAUCCAAGUUCCCUUAUGCAGUGGUUAUUGCUUUUGCCACGUUGAUAGUGAUGUAUGUGCCCCUGGCGGUUCUGGGCUACAUGGAGUUCGGUAACCAAGUAGACGUGAACGUCCUGUUGUCAGUACAUGGGCCAGCAGUCACUGUGGUUCGGGUGUUGAUGCUCCUCAACAACGCCUUCACCUACAUCAUCGUAGUGAACCCGCUCUCUCAGAACCUGGAGGAGGGCCUUAGUCUGCCCAACGCGUUCGGGUGGCAGCGGUGUGUCCUCAGGACCACCAUCGUCAUCAUGGGGAUCAUCAUCAGCCUGGCAGUGAGGAACUUCGGCAGGAUACUCAACCUGAUUGGUAGCUUCACCGUACCUAUCCUCACCUUCGUCCUGCCGCCUAUUUUCUACAUGCGUCUCUGCGACUCGGGAGAACAGGAGGGAUGGCAGAAGAGACACAUCAGUGGGGUGGAGAGGUUUCUUCUGUGGCUGGUGGUGGUGGUGGGCUCCUUGAGUGGCCUGGCCGCUACCUGGAGUGCCCUUGAGGCUCUGCUGUCCCCUGGGGAGAUUACAGACUCCUGCUUCACCUUCUUCUGAGACUAUGGAGAGACACUUACAAGCUUCAUGAGGCUUCCAUUUUAGUUGGUUCCUGAGUCAGAUGGUGAUAAUACUGCCUCAUUUGUGUGAGUUAGAGAUUACUACUUCACGGGUAUGUGCGAGAGUCGAGUGGGUUCAUUGUUCCUUGAGAAAGUAGCAUUUGUUUCACUAAUGCGAAAAUGAAAUGAAGUAUUUUUCUUUGUUUCUUGGGACAAUAGCGGCUGUCUCAUUCAUGUUUCGUGAGACAGUGUUAAUGGCUUCAAUGCUUCAUCUCCCCAAGUUCAUUCUACAUAAUAGAGGUAACGCGGAGGAUGAGAGACAGUUAAUUAAGAGGAGUUGAAAAUGGAAGAAAGGAGGAUUCGAGCUUUAUGCUCAACUUGUUCCUUGUAACUGAAGAAAUAAAAAGUAACUAUAAGGUUCACUUUAGCUACGUCACAAAAAUAACAGCCAAACCCUUAUUAGAAUUACACAAAUUAUUUAUGGGUCAUAUUAAAGGUUUUUAGUUUAUAUGAUACUCAUAUUGAAACAUGAAUAUAUAUAUAUAUAUAUCUACCAAUUUGAUAUAUUCUUACAUCUUUACUCAUAAAUUACGUUUCUCUUACGAACUUUUUUAACCGGUUCCUGAAAUUUAUGAAUCUUGAAAACUAUUUAAGAUAUAAGCUAUGUAACCAUUUGAUGACGGUGGUUUAACCACUUGACGAUAAUGGUUUAAUCCUUUGAUGGCGAUGGUUUAACACUUCAGGAUCCAAAGGGUUAAAGGGAAUUUUCUUAGAAGUCUCUCACACAAUAUUAAUACGUACACAAGUGAUGUGAGACAAUAUCAACACAAAACACAACUAUUUCUCGGCAUUGGGAGAGACAGAAAAACACAUUUAUUUACAAUUGUACUUUAAAUCAUCACUUCCUGUAUAUGUAAAUCAUACUGUUUUACAUAGUAAAUUAUUUAUACCUGUAUUUUAAGUAAUAUCUAGUUGAUGCUAUAUAGGAAAAAGUUUUAUAGUGGCAGUAUAAUGUAUAUUUAUAUAUAAGGUGAUUCAGCAAAGAGUACAUUAAAUUGGAGGAUGAAAUCAUUGGAUAACUCCAAACCACAAUGUAUCUAUGGAAAAAUGUCAGAUUCUGCAUAUGUCCACGUGUUCGUGACAGGUGCGAGUAAAUUAAACAUAGUCCAGUCAUUCUGGAACGCGUCAGACAAUCAAUGGUACGACGUGUGCAGGCCUGCAUUGAGGCAGAAGGGGGCAACUUUGAACAUUUCCUUUAGGUUGUAACAAAGAGGGGUCACACUGUACAGAUCUGUGAAAAAAUUAUUACAAAAACCUAUGGGGGUUCCACUUCAAAUUCACUCUCAUUAAUACAACAACUUAAAUGUAUUGUAACAGGGAAACUAUGCAGAAUCUGACAUUUUACCAAAGAGAUAUUGUGGUUUAGAAUUAUCCAAUGAUUUCAUCCUCCAAUUUAAUGUACUCUUUGCUGACUCACCCUGUAGAGGGUUUAUAACGACUCAGUUCAUAUAAAACGCACAUGAUUUAGUGUUGAUUUACUCCUUGUAUAUACUGUCAGACUGUUGCUGGUAUGUAUACUGUCAGACUGUUGAUGGUAUGUAUAUUGGCAGUCUGUAGCUGGUAUGUAUACUGUCAGACUGUUGAUUGUAUGUAUACUGUCAGACUGUAGCUGGUAAGUAUACUGUCAGACUGUUGAUGGUAUGUAUACUGUCAAACUUUUUGCUGGUAUAUUUAGUGUCACUGUUGCCGGUAUGUAUAUUGGCAGUCUGUAGCUGGUAUGUAUAUUGUCAGACUGUUGCUGUCAGUCUGUAGCUGGUAUAUAUAUUGUCAGACUUGCUGGUAUGUAAAAUACAAGAAUGAACGCAAAAAAUAUUUCAACAGUGUUGACGCCAAAUUGUUACUUACAAACAUAUAAUGCUGUAAGUUACGACUAUCAAGAAGUCUAAUAAAGAAAUAUAUGUCACGGUGUUGUGUAAGGAAAAAGUUAUUUGCACGUUAUUAUUUUUAUCAUAUUGACCUUGUAGGAGUGAUAGUUUAAGGUAAAUUAAGCGUUAGACUGAAAGUGUACCGAAACUGUGUAGGAUGCAGCUGCCAUGUCGGAGGAAAGAACAAACCAUCGCCGUAGAAACUUACACAGACGCGCAUAAUAUUUUUUUAACCUUGAAGAAGACAUUAAACGCCACUAAUAGAUUAUGUAAUUCAAUGAUCAGAAAAUAACAAUAUUAUACCAAAUAGAGAGUUCUCAAAAGAUUAUUUUUGUUUUUGUUUUUAUUAAAUUAUCGUUCGUAUCCAGCAGCGUUGUUUUACGAUGCUAAGGGGUACUGUGAAAACCUUCAUUAGCCGGAACCUGGAUAAUUGGGUUAUCUGUUAAAGCAAUUCUAGUCUCAAUCUGUCUAGGUUAAGAAUGACUGAUUAUUAACCUUCAAGACGAGGUACAAGACUGGGUGGUACUUCUUCCAGUAUGUUUGGCUACGUUUAGUCACCCUGUCCACUUUUUGACCUGACUUUUAUCAGCUUUCUUUUCGCUUCAGAGUAAUGUUUUUAACUCAAGGCUAACUCAUUUUUUUAAACCGCCGGGAACAGUCUUAUGUAAAACUUAAUGGAACCUCAUCAUUGUAUUGAGGAAAAAUGUCAGCAUUACGAUUCUGAGACAUUAACCAACUUUCAAAGUUCAUCAGCAGUGUACAUUGUUAUACUUCAGUGUUCAAGCUGCUGUUAUAGUUCAGCGUACACGAGAUGAGUUAUAGAUUAGUGUAUAACAAAUGUUUUAUAAUUCACUGUACAAAGCAUGUUUAUCAAUGAUGUUCCCUAUUACAAUAUACACGCAAUAUGCAGUAUUUUAAAGUGAACAAGAUCUAUCACGUUAAACUGUACAUGACAUAUAUAAGAGUGUACGGGAAGUGUACUAAACCACAAAAGUACAGCAGUGUACAUUUUAUGUCCUAGACUAGAUGUACAGAGAAUGUCACGUAACGGGAGUUGUACAGUACGAGGCCUGUACGUACAACAGAUGUAUUAUAUUAUAUGUACAGUAGAUUUUUUUAGCUAUAUUAUACCUGAGAAAUGUUAGAAUAAAGAAGAGAAGUAA
Molecule: messenger RNA, 4934 nt
Organism: Homarus americanus (American lobster)
Lineage: Eukaryota; Metazoa; Arthropoda; Malacostraca; Decapoda; Nephropidae
Product: amino acid transporter AVT1C-like
Exons: 9
Coding region: 432-1847 (471 amino acids)
Biological process (GO): amino acid transmembrane transport; L-alanine transport
Cellular component (GO): vacuolar membrane
Molecular function (GO): L-proline transmembrane transporter activity; L-alanine transmembrane transporter activity
Source: RefSeq, a predicted model, not a curated record